Molecule: messenger RNA, 2420 nt
Organism: Drosophila willistoni
Lineage: Eukaryota; Metazoa; Arthropoda; Insecta; Diptera; Drosophilidae
Gene: rump
Product: myelin expression factor 2
Exons: 5
Coding region: 178-2136 (652 amino acids)
Cellular component (GO): cytoplasm; nucleus
Molecular function (GO): mRNA binding
Source: RefSeq, a predicted model, not a curated record
UAUAAUUAUCUCUUCUGAACACUGUUGUGGAAAACCUUGCACGGAGUACCGUCUAUUAUAUUUUAUUGAUUUUUUACGUUUUAACAAUUUAAAUUGCAUAAUUUUGACAAGAGCAUAAAAUAUAUACAUUCGGUUGCAUUAAUAUAAUCGCAGGCGGAAAUAGGGCAUAGCAAAACAAUGAACAUGGACAACAACAAUGCGAUAGAAAAUCGUGAAAAGGAACGCGAUCGUCGUGGCCGAGGAGCACGUGGCUCUCGUUUCUCGGACGCUGACGGCAACGGUAACGCCGGUGGAGGCGCUGGCAAUGCCGGUGGAGGAGGUGCCGGCGGUAAUGGCCGGGACAGAAGCCGAGAAAGACGCAAUUGCCGUGUAUAUAUUUCGAACAUUCCUUACGACUAUCGCUGGCAAGAUCUGAAGGAUCUAUUCCGUCGCAUUGUUGGUUCCAUUGAGUAUGUGCAACUAUUCCACGAUGAGAGCGGCAAGGCACGCGGUUGCGGCAUUGUGGAGUUCAAGGACCCCGAGAAUGUGCAAAAGGCCAUGGAGAAAAUGAAUCGCUAUGAGGUCAACGGCCGUGAAUUGGUAGUCAAGGAAGAUCAUGGCGAGCAACGUGAUCAAUAUGGCCGAAUUGUGCGUGAUGGUGCUGGUGGCGGCGGAGGCGGCAAUGGCGGAGGCGGCGGCGGUGGUGGUGGCGGUCGCGACCUCAUGGAUGAUCGUGAUCGUGGCUUUUCGCGUCGCGAUGAUGACAGAUUAUCUGGGCGUAAUAAUUUUAACAUGAUGUCAAAUGAUUAUAAUAAUUCGUCGAAUUACAAUUUGUAUGGGCUUUCUUCUUCGUUUUUGGAGAGUCUUGGCAUAAGUGGACCUUUGCAUAAUAAGGUUUUUGUUGCUAAUCUGGACUACAAGGUGGACAGCAAGAAGCUCAAACAGGUCUUCAAGCUGGCUGGCAAGGUGCAGAGUAUGGAUCUAUCCCUUGAUAAGGAGGGCAAUAGUCGUGGCUUUGCUGUGAUCGAGUACGAUCAUCCGGUGGAAGCUGUUCAGGCCAUUUCCAUGUUGGAUCGUCAAAUGCUCUACGAUCGCCGGAUGACAGUGCGUUUGGAUCGGAUUCCCGAUAAGAGUGAGGGACUGAAAUUGCCCGAGGGUUUGGGUGGUGUGGGCAUUGGUCUCGGACCCAAUGGUGAGCCAUUGAAGGAUGUUGCCCAUAAUUUACCCAAUGGCGGUGGUCGGAACCAAAAUCAAUUGCUGGGACAAGUUCAGCAGAACUCUCAGCUGGGAGGAGCAGCGGGUGGUCAAUUGGGUGUUGGUGUCAGCAACUCCAGCAAUCUUUUGAGUAAUCUCGGUGGUGUUAUGUUUGGCCAGAAUGCAGCGGUUCAGCCUUCGCCAGUUGCUCCAGUUCAGAAGCCCAAUCUCGGCAAUCAGGCCGGUGGUGGUGUUGGCGGCGGUGGAUUGAAUCUUAAUAAUCUGAAUACCAGCAAUUUGGCUGCUGUUGUCGGUCUGGGCAAUUUGGGGGCCGCCCUCUCCAAUCCCCUGCUUACCUCUUCCCUUAAUACUUUGGGUUUGAAUUUGGGUAAUGCUGGUGGCAAUGAUGAUACCAUGUCUGGCUCCAAUGCGGGUCUAACCAACAAUUAUAGCAGCGGCGGAUCUGGCGGCGGCGGCGGUAACAACUAUAGCUCUGGCGGAGGAAACAAUUACACCGGCGGCGGAGUUGGAGGAGUUUCCGGCAAUGUGGGCUACAAUGCCUACAGCAGCUCCGGCAAUGGCGGCGGUGUGGGAGGCAUCGGUGGUGGUGGCGGCGGCGGUGGAGACAAUAAUGACUACAAUACCGGCAACAAUCUCGAUAUGUUUGGAGGCGGCGGAGGUGUUGGUGGUGGAGUCGGCGGCAAUUCCAAUGUCGGUGUCGGCAAUUCCGGGGCAGGUGGCCGCAAAUCGGAUACCAUUAUCAUCAAAAACGUGCCCAUGUCGUGCACUUGGCAGACGUUGCGCGACAAAUUCCGUGAAAUUGGCGAUGUUAAAUUUGCCGAAAUUCGUGGCAACGAUGUGGGCGUUGUGCGUUUCUUCAAGGAGCGUGAUGCCGAACUUGCCGUCGGACUCAUGGAUGGUUCGCGUCUAGAUGGUCGCAGCAUUAAAGUAUCCUACUUUUAAGACAUACCCCCCUAACAUAUAGAUUCUAAGUGGUUCCAUUGAAAGAGCGAGAUAACCAUUAACAUAGACGUAUAACUGACGUUCCAUUUUCAACAAAAAAAAAAAAAACAAAAAACCAGCAGAUGACGCAAUUCAUGUAAUUUUUAAGCAAAUAAAUUCAAAACAAAUAAAAUUAUACAAAAUCCCAGCAUACACUUAUAUAUACAUACAUACAUAAAUCCGAUCUGCAAUUGUUUUAACGUUAAAGUAAAAUUAUAAACAUGUGCAGAGAUAUUUCUAGUUCA